AUGAGCACACAAUCAGUACCGGUCCUGGCGGCCAAUGAUGCCGCGUCCUACCUCGACCUGGGCAUCACCCUCGCCCUGAAUAACUGGCCCGCCCUCACCCUCGCCGUGCAAUCAAACUGGGGCGGCCCUACAUCUGAUGACAAGCGCGCCUGGCUCUGCGGUGCCAUCUCCGAAAUGCUGACUGAGCGCCCGGAGACGGACGCCGAGGAUCUGGAAGACGUGUUGAUCCAGGUCAUGAACGACGAGUUUGACGUUGUGAUCGAUGAUGAAAGCGCCGCAAUCGUGGCGGUCGAGAUCAUGGAAAUGAAGCAACAUACAGACCGCGGAAACUUCACCGAAAUCCAGGCGAUGUGGGAGGCAUACCAGCUGAAGAGCCAGCAGAAGUCUGCUUCCGCGGCUAUGUUCAAGAAGGUUGAUGCUAAGGAUGAGGAUCAGGAGACUGACGAUGAGAGUGACGAAGAGGGUGAGGAUGUUGAGAUGGGCGAUGCACCUGCUUUGGUGCGUGCGCCGAGAGAAAAAGCCGAGCCUGAGAUCGAUGACGACGGAUUCACCAUGGUUAAGAAGAAGAGGUAA
Messenger RNA from Penicillium cinerascens, 573 nucleotides. Its product is annotated as pre-rRNA-processing TSR2 family protein. Bases 1 to 573 code for a protein of 190 amino acids. Lineage: Eukaryota; Fungi; Ascomycota; Eurotiomycetes; Eurotiales; Aspergillaceae. The record is from RefSeq and is a predicted model, not a curated record. Gene Ontology annotation, cellular component: nucleus. Gene Ontology annotation, biological process: maturation of SSU-rRNA from tricistronic rRNA transcript (SSU-rRNA, 5.8S rRNA, LSU-rRNA). The transcript has a single exon.